Messenger RNA from Carassius gibelio (silver crucian carp), 915 nucleotides. Its product is annotated as yjeF N-terminal domain-containing 3-like. The coding region runs from base 50 to 778 and encodes 242 amino acids. Gene Ontology annotation, molecular function: NAD(P)HX epimerase activity. Gene Ontology annotation, cellular component: mitochondrion. The record is from RefSeq and is a predicted model, not a curated record. NCBI's taxonomy places the organism in Eukaryota, Metazoa, Chordata, Actinopteri, Cypriniformes, Cyprinidae. The transcript is spliced from 6 exons.
GCAGCCGAAGCUCUGGAGCUCUGCUCAUCUCUGCUUCAGACCAGUGAAGAUGAACAGCAGGAGUCAGGAGUGUGUGCGAGCGCUCAGAUACAUCAGUAAAGAGGAAGCAGUCGCCAUAGAGACAGAGUUGCUAAGGGAUUAUCAUUUUGGACGGCAACAGCUGACGGAGAUACUGGGACACGCAUGUGCGACUGCCAUCACAAAGGUUUUCCCGCUGUGGUCUCUGGAGAAGCGGCAGCCGACCGUUCUGGUGGUCUGUGGGCCGGAUCAGAACGGCUGUGUGGGCCUGGCGUGUGCUCGUCAUCUGCGUGUGUUUGAAUACAUCCCCACUGUCUUCACUCCCAAACGCUCCUCAGACAGUCUUCAUCAGGACCUGAUGGUUCAGUGUGAGCGGAUGGACCUGCCGUCCCUGUCCUACCUGCCCACUGAGGUGCAGCUGAUCAAUGAAGCGUAUAAUCUGGUUGUGGACGCAGUUCUGGGUCCAGAGACUGAAGCAUCGUCAGUCGGAGAGCCGUUCACCGGAGUCCUGCAGACGCUCCGAGGACUCAAAGUGCCCAUCGUCAGCCUGGACAUCCCGUCAGGUUGGGACGCAGACGAGUCCAGCUCAGACGGGAUCAGUCCUGCGCUCCUGGUCUCUCUGAUGGCCCCGAAGAGAUGUGCCCUGAACUUCCCUGGAUCACACUUCCUGGCCGGACGCUUCCUGCCCUUUGACCUUCAGAGGAAGUAUGAUCUGAACCUGCCCAAGUUCUCCGGGACGGAGUCUGUGGUCCAGCUGUGAUCCACUGUGUGCAGACAUCUUCACUUAAGGGUUUAACGUUUUAUUUUAUUCAAUGUAAAGGUUUGAUCAGUGUUAAAGAUUUAGCAAAUUUUCAUUUAAUCAAUUUCAAAAAUCCAAUAUUUGGUGAUAACAUAGCC